Mixia osmundae IAM 14324 is the source of this 2028-nucleotide messenger RNA. RefSeq lists its product as uncharacterized. NCBI's taxonomy places the organism in Eukaryota, Fungi, Basidiomycota, Mixiomycetes, Mixiales, Mixiaceae. The coding region runs from base 41 to 1966 and encodes 641 amino acids. The transcript is spliced from 5 exons. The record is from RefSeq and is a predicted model, not a curated record.
UCGGGCUUUGGCCAGGAAGUCCAGGCCGGGCGAGCAGUAGAUGAGCAGGAGGGAUGACAUCCCUUCCAUCUGCGUCACCGUCGAGAGCGCCAUCGAUGCGCACGGACAGCUCAGUCGAGUGAGAAAGCCAAGCGACUUGUAUGCACCCGCAAGCCAAUCUGAAGCACAUUCGACGCCAUUGAACAGCCCUACGACCCACUCGGACAGCUCGAGUCUCGUCCAUCUCUACCUGAGAGAGCGGAGCACAACGCCCAAUGGCGGUCGUGCGUCCCCGCUGUCCAGUCCUUCAGAGGCCGAAAAUGUCAGGGCAACUUAUGCCCUGCUAUCGAAGACUGGCGUGCCUGGUGACGGCUUCAAUCCUGGCAUCGAGCUCACGAGAGAGCGGAGAGGUGUCAGCUAUAAUGCUCGACUGGCGAGCUCAAUGCUCGACCGAUCCUCGCUGCCGCAAAGUGCGCGCAGCCCAUCUCCCAACUCCGGUACAGGCCAACUUCGUCAGCUCAUACAGGAAGAAGGCGAGUCAGCCGCCGAGAAUGGGAACGCAUCCGCAGCUCCAGUGCCAAAGGAUGCGGACGCGACGGGCAUCGCGCCAGAGGAACUCAAGUUUCUUCAGAACGCAGAUCGAUUCGGUUUCUUCUCGCCCGCGUACAGUCUAGCUGCCUCACAUUUGCGCGUCGCUUGCCUGCCUCCCAAACCGUUCGAAACCUUGCCGCAUUCGAAUGCGCUGCGUAGCAAGCUGCCUCGACGGUCUGUCAGAGCUGCCGACGGUCCUGUGCCUUCCUCACCCGUCAUGUCCUCUCAUGAGGAUCAGCCCCCGCGCUCAUCGCUGCAGGACAAAGAAGGUUUUGCCACCGUACCUCCGGCGGGUGGCUUGUCAGAUCUGAACCGGUCUCAAGGCGCAUCUACGCCCCGCUCGCGAUUGCGUUCUGCUCCCGGCGGCAUGCCCACAAUCUCGAGGUCGGAUUCGCAGAAGAUUGCAAGUAGGGAAGCUGCUCGAGCGACGAAAUGGCUGGCCAUGCUCGAGCCUGCCGAAAAGGAUGAGGGUGGCAAUGUCAUACGAUGGAAGCUGAAGGCGCCAUUUGCUGUCAACGGCAAAGACCAUGCACGCUUUGUCAGGCGUGUGUACAAAGGCAUACCGGAUCGAUGGCGGGCUGCUGUCUGGGGCUAUCUCACCGACAGCUUCGCCGAGCGUUCGCUCGAUACUGGCAGAAGACCUCGACAAGUCGAAAGCUUACCAGAUCUCCAGAAGACGUUCUUUAAUCUGAUCGAUGUCGAGUCUGAGCUUGAUGUUCAGAUAGACUUGGAUGUGCCACGGACCAUUUCCGGACACCUCCUCUUCCACACUCGUUAUGGCAGAGGGCAAAGAGCGCUGUUCCACGUGCUACACUGCUUUGCAUUACAUCGACCAGAGACGAGCUAUUGUCAAGGCAUGGGGCCCAUUGCGGCGACCCUCCUCUGCUACUUCGAGCCCGAAAGAGCUUUUGCAGAGCUUGUCAGGCUGCACGAUUCGUACGGUCUCGACGAUCUGUACUCGCCCGGAUUCGUUGGCUUGUCGGAAAGCUUUUACUUGCAGGAGAAGCUUGUGAAGUUAUGGAUGCCAGAAGUGGCAAGGAUUUGCGACGCACAAAAUGUUACGCCUUCGUCGUAUGCCACCAAAUGGUACAUCACCCUGUUUUCCAACUCGAUCGCAUUCAGCACGCAAGUACGCAUCUGGGACGCCAUGACGCUUCACGGUCUCGAUGUCCUCGUGCUCUUAUCAGUCGCGAUCAUCUGGUCCCUGCGAGAUCGGAUCGUGCAUCCCCAAGCCAAUUUCGAGACCAUACUCUCUGGCUUGAGCUCAUUCUUCAUUGUGGAAGACGAGAACGCGUUACUUAGAUGGAUUCGCAAGGCAUUGACGCAGCCGAGAUUACGACAACAACUCCACCAGUGGAGACUAGAUUUCCGCAACCAGUCCCAAGACGCAGCAUAGCAUCAGUAGCCCUGUAGCAUGUAAUUUAAUCCUUGGACAUUGCAGCGAAUGCCUGUGGCGAC